AUGACAGAGUCCCCAAGGCAAGUCCCUCCCAGCCCACUCACAGCCCGACAGCUGCUGGCGGACAGAGCUGCCGUCUCACAGGGUCCCCAGAGUCCCUCCGCUCAGAGCUGGCACCGCCGCGGGACGGCCAUGGCCAACAACUCCACCGGCGACCUCCACGCUCCCGGGCCGCAGCUGAGUGUGGCUGACAUCGGUGUCAUCACCGUGUAUUUUGCCCUGAACGUGGCCGUGGGCAUAUGGUCCUCUUGUCGGGCGAGCAGGAACACAGUGAGUGGCUACUUCCUGGCAGGCCGGGACAUGACGUGGUGGCCGAUUGGAGCCUCCCUUUUUGCCAGCAGCGAGGGCUCUGGCCUCUUCAUCGGAUUGGCGGGCUCGGGCGCGGCUGGAGGCCUGGCUGUAGCGGGCUUCGAGUGGAAUGCCACCUACGUGUUGCUGGCGCUGGCGUGGGUCUUCGUGCCCAUCUACAUCUCCUCGGAGAUCGUCACUUUGCCCGAGUACAUUCAGAAGCGCUACGGAGGCCAGCGGAUUCGCGUGUACCUGUCUAUCCUGUCCCUGCUGAUGUCUGUCUUCACCAAGAUAUCGCUGGGGAAACUGAGGUCCAGUGAGGGACCCAGGGCCCCUGGGGUGCAGGCUCGGCAGCUGGCCCCGUCAGUAGCAGAAGGCGGCCAAGUGCUUUGGCCCAGGUCCUAG
This is a messenger RNA of Lemur catta (Ring-tailed lemur), 690 nucleotides long. RefSeq names its product sodium/glucose cotransporter 5-like. NCBI's taxonomy places the organism in Eukaryota, Metazoa, Chordata, Mammalia, Primates, Lemuridae. The transcript is spliced from 7 exons. The record is from RefSeq and is a predicted model, not a curated record. Gene Ontology annotation, cellular component: plasma membrane. Gene Ontology annotation, molecular function: D-glucose:sodium symporter activity. Gene Ontology annotation, biological process: transmembrane transport. Bases 1 to 690 code for a protein of 229 amino acids.